UAGCAGGCCGUGGCGGAGAGCGCGUGCCAGCACACGCUGACUGAGGGCGAGGUGGCAGUGGGCGGCGGCGGCGCAACGUUCGACAGAGGCGACGUCAUGGAGACUGAGGCGAACGGCGUCCAUCCCGGGCCGGACCAGCCGACGCAGACCGACCCCGAGAAGGACGGACCGAAGGCAUGCCGAACCGACCGGCAGGAGGCAGCGCCCGACGCCGAGCCGCCGUUCGAGGCGGUGCUGGCGCUGUGCGACGGCGGCGGCCGCUGGCAGUGGCGCCUCCUGCUGCUGACCUCGGCCAUCGGCGCGCUCUCCGCCUUCCACAACGUCGGUAGUAUCUUCUUGGGCGCCACACCCGACUACUGGUGCCGGCCGGCGGAGAACAGCAGCCUUCCCGAAGCGGUGAACGCGUCAGAUGCCGUACAGCGCUUCGGUAGCUGCAGCCGCCCCGGUAACGACACAGAAGAACCGUGCCACGCGUGGCAGUUCGACACCAGCCAGUACCGCUCGACGAUCGUCACCGAGUGGUCGCUGGUGUGCGGUCGCCGCUGGCUCCUCUCCACCGUGCAGGCGUCCUUCAUGUUGGGCAAACUGCUUGGCUACCCGGUGCUGGGCGCGCUCAGCGAUCGGUUCGGCCGGCGUCGCGUAUCGCUCUACGGAAGUGCCGUCCAGCUGCUGGUGGCCAGCAGCGUGGCGCUGAGCCGACACUACGGCGUGUUCCUGGCGCUGCGGAUGCUGGUCGGCGCGCUGACUGGCAUCUUUAGCACGCUCUUCACGCUGACGGUGGAGGCGACGGGACCAAAGCUACGCGCCACCGCCGGCAUCCUCUUCGUGAUUCCGUACAACCUGGGCUUGAUGGCGUUGCCCGGUGUGGCGUACCUAGUGCGGGACUGGCGCUACCUGCAGCUGGCCAUCUCGCUGCCGUACGCGCUGGUGCUGGUCUACGUAUGGCUGCUACCCGAGUCGCCACGCUGGCUAGCCGAGCGCGGCCGGCACGCUGACGCGCUCGCCGUGCUCAAGCGGGCGGCUGCGGCUAACGGUCGCACGCUGCCCGAUGAUGAGCACAUGCUGGACCUGCUGAGGGCGUGCCACGACGGACAGCAGGCCGAAGGGGCCGGCUUCUGGGCGUGGCUGGGCGCCGCCUGCCCCGCCCACCACCUGCUGGGGACGCCGCUCAUGCGCCGCCGCAUGCUGGCAUCCAUUUGGGUGUUCGCCAUCACCAACGCCAUCUACUACGGCGUGCAGUUCGACUCGGCACAGCUCAGCCGCAGCCCGUACCUGGCCGUCUUCCUCUCCGGUCUGGUGGCAAUCCCAGUGAAAGUGGUCGGCGCCCCACUCAUUAACCGCCUGGGUCGCCGGCCCACCACCUGUGGCCUGCUGCUGCUCACGGCCCUGGCCAUCCUGGCAAUCCUGGCGGUGCCGGCCGCGCUCGCCUGGCCCAAGCUCCUGCUGGCCAUCACCGGCAAGAUGUUCAUCUCGGCCGUAUACAGCAUCGUGUACCUCUACGUGCUCGAGUUCACCCCGACGUCGCUACGCAACGGCGGCCUGGGGCUGGUGACGAUGGGCCGGCUCGGCUCCGUGGUCGCGCCGUAUGUGGUCGACCUGCUGGCGCCCGUGCACUGGUCGCUGCCCAGCUGCGUGUUCGGCGUGGCCGCCAUCACCGGCGUGCUGGUGGUACUUCUGCUGCCAGAGACGCGCGGCCGGCGGCUGCCCGAGACCAUCGAAGACGUCGAGACUCGACGAUGGGAGAAGCCCACCGACAAGAUGGAUGUCACCGAGUUAAGAGCGGUCCACGAGUAAUGCCAUCUGUGUGUGGACUGGAUCAUCGUCGGCGCUGCGUUGCCCGUGCCCAAUGCUAACGUGGGCAUAUUGGUGCAUGAUGUCAACCCUUUUGAGGCCUCCCGAAUAAACCUCGUGUUGGGCUUGGGCACGCAUGCAUUAGCGAAUUCCCAGGUAAAGUACCAAGAUGAAAACGGAAAUAACGUGCACAUAUAUGGCUAAAAGCUAAAGCUGUUCGGCUUCGAAAACGGUCAAUGUCAUAUCACAAUGAUAUUCAAUCCCUUGCACAAUGUGGAAAACAGAUCACAGGACAGCGCUAUCCGUUCUUUUACGUGCUGGGCUGACAACUCAUGUUCGUACGAUUAGAGGAUUGGGAACGCCUAGGCGGUCGCGGCCACUGAGC
Molecule: messenger RNA, 2176 nt
Organism: Pollicipes pollicipes
Lineage: Eukaryota; Metazoa; Arthropoda; Thecostraca; Pollicipedomorpha; Pollicipedidae
Product: organic cation transporter protein
Exons: 3
Coding region: 97-1794 (565 amino acids)
Biological process (GO): transmembrane transport
Cellular component (GO): membrane
Molecular function (GO): transmembrane transporter activity
Source: RefSeq, a predicted model, not a curated record